GAAAGUAAUAUGGGAUGAGAGAGAUCCUGAAGAUGAAAAUGAUAGAAUAAGGAUUGAGGGUCGACAUGUGGGCCAAGUUCCCAGUGAUGAGAGCGCAUCUUGUUAUUACACGAAAAUUAUGGAUAAACAAUAAUGAGAAAAAAAAGACUUUUAAAAGAAUUUUAAUUAGGUUUACUUCAAACGAUCAGCGGCUAACAGAAUACGCAAUCAGAAUUCAAAAGAAUGAUUUUUUAUAAACUAUCUAAGCCAUAAUUAAGGUAAGACUGGUGAUACAAAGGCGGGAUGAAUUAUCAGACAAUGACUCUAUUGUAAUUCGAGAGGGAGGAUCAAAAAAGGUAGUAUUAUUUUAAAUGACAUUAUUUUUAUACUGCUACAUUAGUCAUAAAUGGAUGAUGGAGUCUUUUUAUUGGCAAGAGAGAGAUAGGAGAUUCAAUUAAUUUAACAAGACUGGUCAGAUUAUAUAUAUGCAGGCAGAGGAAAAAGAAAAUUACGAAUCUAGAGAUAAAGAGUUAAUGAAAAAAAUAGAGAUAUAUAAACGAGGUAUUUAGGAAGGUGGAGAGACAUUAUUAUGAAACUAAAGGAAAUAGUU
Messenger RNA from Paramecium octaurelia, 589 nucleotides. Lineage: Eukaryota; Ciliophora; Oligohymenophorea; Peniculida; Parameciidae. The record is from the annotation of a GenBank genome assembly.